AUGAACAGCACGACCAACGCAAAAACCUUGGCAAAUAACGUCAUCCCGCCACUGAGCGAACAAAGUGACGAGGAUCUGCUUCUCCGCUACCGUGAGAAGGAGGAUCGCCGUUCGUUCGAAGAGCUAGUUCACCGGUACGAGCGUGAGCUGUAUAGCUACUUGCGCCGGUACUUGGACGACGCGGCGAUGGCAGAGGAUGCCUUCCAACAAACAUUCCUACAACUUCACCUGAAGUGCGACCAGUUUGAAGAAGGUCGCAAAGUGCGUCCUUGGCUGUACACGAUUGCCACCAACCAGGCCAUCGAUGCGCAGCGCCGCAACAAACGGCACCGAAUGGUGAGUUUAGACCGACGUACCAAUGACGAUGAUGACGUAGGGGCUUUAAUCACGCUGUUACAGAACGACGAAGCGGGGCCAGCAGCAGAUCUUGAAGCGGCCGAACGACGCGACUGGGUGCGCGAAUCGGUCGCGGCUCUGCCAGACCCGCUGCAGUCCGCGGUGAACCUCAUCUACUAUCAAGGACUGAAGUACCGCGAAGCUGCCGAAGUUUUGUCGCUUGGCAACAAGCCGACCGACCUGGAGAGCCGUGAAGCGAUGCGAGAGAAUUUGUAUGGUUAUUUGCUCAAUGCUCUAGAGCCUCACGAGCAUGAGCAAGUCGAAACCAGCCUCAAAACGGAUGAACGGCUGCGGAAAGAAAUGGAAUUGCUUCAGCGGGGACUACUCCCGUUGGCGCUCGAUCGCGAGCAUCACGAGGCACCCGAGGGCUUAGCCGAACGCGCGUGUCAGUGCGUGGCCGAUUACUCGAAGAGUGUCAGGCCCCGCUCGAUGAUGCACGAACCGCCGGCGCCCCGUUCACGCGGCUGGAGCAUGCAGGACCUGUUCGUGUCAGCGGGAAUUGUGAUUGCGGCCUCACUGUUGUUCUUCCCGGCCGUAUCGCACAGCCGCUUUCAGGCUCGAAUCGCCGGCUGCCAGAACAACCUUCGCAUGAUCGGCAACAGCCUCACUCAUUACAGCCAGCAACACGGCAACUAUUUCCCCGAUGUCCCUCAGACAGGCAACCUGGCCACCGCCGGGGUCUUCGCCCCCAAGCUGCUCGAUUGCGGCUUCCUCGAUUGCCCCAAAUGGUUGGUGUGCCCCUCGUCCGACUUGGCCGAGAACGGCGAACUGAAAGUCCCCUCGUGCGACGAUCUGAGCAACGCCUCGCCUGAGGAGCUCGACCAAUGGCGCCAACGCCUCUCCGGCAGCUACGGUUACUCGCUGGGUUAUGAAGACGAAGGUCAGUACCGUUCGCCGCAAAAUCACCACCGGAAAAACUACGCGGUGAUGUCGGAUACCCCCGACCAUCACAUCGAAGAUUUCCAAAGCGCCAAUCAUGGUGGCUAUGGUCAAAACGUAUGGUUCGAAGACGGCCACGUGCAGUUCUUGAAGAACGGCAUUGCCCCUGGCGACGACGAUAACAUCUUCGUGAACGACAACGGCCAAGUCGGCCCGGGUCUUCAUGAGAACGAUGCUGUCAUCGGCACCAGCGGAUGUGCCCCCAAGCUGCAUGCCGUAUCUCGCUAG
Cladocopium goreaui is the source of this 1563-nucleotide messenger RNA. The record is from the annotation of a GenBank genome assembly. Lineage: Eukaryota; Dinophyceae; Suessiales; Symbiodiniaceae.